This is a messenger RNA of Penicillium crustosum, 870 nucleotides long. RefSeq names its product Zn(II)2Cys6 transcription factor domain-containing protein. The transcript has 3 exons. The record is from RefSeq and is a predicted model, not a curated record. NCBI's taxonomy places the organism in Eukaryota, Fungi, Ascomycota, Eurotiomycetes, Eurotiales, Aspergillaceae. Gene Ontology annotation, molecular function: zinc ion binding; DNA-binding transcription factor activity, RNA polymerase II-specific. The coding region runs from base 1 to 870 and encodes 289 amino acids. Gene Ontology annotation, biological process: regulation of DNA-templated transcription.
AUGGCUGCCCGUCGAUUAACGCCGACUUUCGACCACGUUCAUUCAGAUCACGUGCACAAGCGUGUGUGCAAAGCCUGCGAUAGAUGUCGUCUCAAGAAGUCGAAGUGUGACGGAACCAGCCCAUGUUCACGCUGUCGAGCCAAUAAUUUCGUUUGCAUUUUUGGGAAACGGAAAAGGGCCAUUGAUAAAAUGUACCCCAAGGGGUAUAUUGAGAUGCUUGAGCAGCAACAACGCUGGCUGGUCAAUGCCCUUCAGGAGCUCUACCAACGAAUAAUCGAUGGCAAUGGCUGGCCAGGCACCUGCCUGAAGCCCGAGCCCAACGGCCACCCUCUUACCCACGAUAUUCUGGUCCGGCUCGGUACACUAGAUCACAGCCAGGUCAAGUACUGCGAGGAGAACCUCAAGCCUGUGCAGCGCAAGAAGUCUUCCGAGAGUAUCUCCGAGAUUACGCACUCUCCAAUCUCUGUGCCAUGCAUUUUCCCAGAGACCUUCUCAUCCCCUAAGCAGUUUUGUCUGCCUCUAAUCCCGUCAACUUACAGCCCACCAUCCUGCACCGCGCUUAUCAAGGCUGAGCCCACUAGCUCCCUACCGCCAAACCCACACUCCUCAUCUGCCUUGUCCAUGCAGGGUGUUGUCAGGCCAUUAACGCUGCAAGGUGGUCUGCAGCAGUUCCAAGGUAUAAAUGUUUACAAUCUCUUUGAUUCAACGAAUACGAUCACAACGGCCAGCUAUCCGAAUUUCAACAUUGACACUACCCUCCUAUCGCCGAUGUUUAAUCGCCCUCUGCCGAUCAACUCCGUACCGUUCGGUUAUUGUGACUACUUCGAUCAGUUAUUCGACCCCAACCCUGCAGAGAUCAGCUUGAUGUAA